CACCAAUCCCAAUCGUGCCUCAAUGAUGUCAGGAGCAGACCAGGGUCGGGAAAGAGCGAGAGAGAGAAAGUUGUUGAGCUAACCUCGCUGUCAUUGCCUCGCGCUUUGCGCUUAAUUCAGCUUCGGUGCUCUUUCCCCGGAGUAGCCGCGGCCAUCUUGGAUCUCUAGUUUUUUUUCCUCUCCUUCUCAUCCGUAGCACCGGACUGUUUAGUUAUCAGAUCGAAAAUGAAGACAACGAAUUUGCCGCAACCGUAAAACUGUCGAGAUUCCUGAGCAAGCUAGAACGAUAGCAAUCACCACCAACACCACCAAUAUCCCUCCCUACGCCACGACACACCCCAAUUCACAACCGAUCAACGCAAGGUAGAUCAACACCACCGUUCAUUUCUGGCUCAUCCAGCCAGUCAUGUCCCACGACUUCAGCCUCUCAAUAUCGCCAAGAUGAGAUUAUUCGAGCCGUAUUCCCGCGACGCCAUGCGCCGGGCUGCGAGAUCAUUCCACCACAGCGUGACUGUCGGCCGCAUCAGAACUCACGGCCUUCUGGUUCACCGGAGGCCUACGCUGCCCCGCCAGUCGCGGCACAGCUUCUUUACGGCAAGGGAGAAGGUCCCGCCUAAGAAGACGUCGAUCCCGGUGGCCAUUUUCACCGGUGGUCUGGUCAUCUGGGCGCUCUACCCGUCUGAUGAGUUUGAGCGGCUGUCCUUGGCUGAAAAUGAGAGGAGGAAGGGAGUUCGCAGCAAUGCGGCAAGCACAAAGUCUGACCAGACUGCGUGGUACAACUUUGCUCUCAAGUUUGAGACGUUGUCCGACUCUGCCGACGUCGAAUGGACUGCAGACAAAAUUGUUGGGUUCAUCCUGCCGGAGUGGUCCAGGUUGGUUCCCGGAUACAUCCGGAAGCUCCAGAGAGAGCUGUCAAUGGCACCCGGAUCUCUAGCAGAUGAAAUUUGGCGAGAAGCCCAUGACCCCUUCAUCAACCCCGAGGUGCAAUAUUCCGCCAAGGUCAGGGUUUCUAAUGAUCUAUGUGAUGAGGAAAAAGAGUUUCUAGCAAGGCGGAAGCGAGUCACUACCAUGGCAUUAGCCAAGUACCUUGAGAUCGACGAGAGGGAUGUCCACCCGGACGACGUCCCUACCAUUGCCAUGUGCGGCUCCGGAGGUGGCCUCCGAGCCCUUGUUGCCGGCACCGGUUCCAUGCUCGCCGCAGACGAAGAUGGCUUGUUUGACUGUGUCACAUAUACCUCUGGUGUAAGCGGGUCAUGUUGGCUACAGGCCCUCUACCACUCUUCCAUCUCAGAGGGCAGUCUCCCCAAGGUUCUGCAGCAUCUGAAAGCCCGCGCCGGCAUCCACAUCGCCUACCCGCCCGUUGCGUUCCAGACCCUUCUCUCUGCCCCGACAAGCAAGUACCUCCUUAGUGGUCUUGUUGAAAAGCUCAAGGGUGACCCCCGCGCGGACUUUGGGCUGGUCGACGUCUACGGCCUCCUGUUGGCGACGAGAUUUUUGGUUCCCAAGGGCGAACUGGAAGUGAGUGAUCGGGAUUUCAAGCUGUCCAACCAACGAGAGUACAUCAAAUAUGGCCAGAACCCGCUACCCAUUUACACGGCCGUCCGCCAUGAGAUCCCCGACGUGGACAUUGAUGGGAGCGGAGCAGUGCCGUCCACCUCGGACGCCGCGAAAGAAGUCGCCAAGAAGGAAGCCUGGUUCCAGUGGUUCGAGAUCACGCCUUACGAGUUCUUCUGCGAGGAGUUCUCCGCUGGAAUCCCGACUUGGGCCAUGGGCCGACGCUUCAAGAACGGCGUCGACGUACCCCCUGAAGAAGGCUUCCAUCUCCCAGAGACACGGAUGCCGUUCCUCCUCGGCGUCUUUGGCAGCGCUUUCUGCGCGACCCUGAGCCACUAUUACAACGAGAUCAAACCUCUCGUGCAGAGCCUCGCUGGUUUUGGCGCCCUGGACGGCAUGAUCUCGGGCUACAACGAGGACCUCAGCAAGGUCCACCCGAUCGACCCCGGCACCGUCGCAAACUUUGCCUAUGGUAUGGAGGAUAAGCUGCCCGAGACGGCCCCGAAGAGCACCUACAACACCGAAUAUAUCCAGCUUAUGGACGCCGGCAUGUCCAACAACCUCCCCAUCUACCCGCUCCUCCGCCCUGGCCGCGACGUCGACGUCGUUGUCGCCUUUGACGCCUCCGCAGACAUCAAGACGGACAACUGGCUUGCCGUCGCCGACGGCUACGCCCGCCAGCGCGGCAUCAAGGGCUGGCCCGUCGGCGUCGGCUGGCCCAAGGCAAGCGAGUCCCCGAAAGAGGUGCGUGACGAGCUCUCGGAAGCCCAGGCCGCGUCCGCGCAGGAUGCGGACCAGAAGCUCCGCGAGGCCAAGGCAUACCAGCGCGAACACCAGGCCGAGGAGGGCCACCGCAAGCCGGACGAGGAUACCAAGAGCGGGCAGGCGGCCAAGUUCACGCCCGGCGACGAGGAGUCGGGCGAGCUUGGGUACUGCACCGUCUGGGUCGGCACGACGCAGGAGCGGUCGUCAUCCGAUACCCCGCCGCCGUCCAAGGCGAUUACCGAGUCCAACUCGUGGCAGCUCAUGGAGGCCGACGCGGGCAUCGCCAUCAUCUACCUACCAUACCUCGCUAACCCCAAGGCGCCCGGCAUCAACCCCGGCACGACGGAUUAUUUAAGCACCUGGAACUUUGUCUACACGCCUGAUCAGAUUGAAAAGGUGGCCGCGCUAGCGAGGGCUAAUUACGCCGAGGGACGUGAGCAGAUUCGCGGGACGGUGAGGGCCGUCUACGAGCGCAAGAAGAAGCUUAGACUGGAGAGGGAGGCGGGGAUCAAGAAGGACCGGUACCGGAGCUUGGUGAGGCGGGGGAUGGCGCAUAAGCUGGGCGAGGGCGAUCAGUUCAGUUGAAAGAGGCGGAUUAUAGAAUUGUUGGAAUGAAGAUACCCGAGAAGGUGGAGGACUCUUGAAGGAUGGCGUAGCUUAAUCAUUGGAAGUAGAUCCAUUGUAAUAAAAAGUGUGUUACUUUGAAA
Molecule: messenger RNA, 3026 nt
Organism: Colletotrichum acutatum
Lineage: Eukaryota; Fungi; Ascomycota; Sordariomycetes; Glomerellales; Glomerellaceae
Product: cytosolic phospholipase A2 zeta
Exons: 2
Coding region: 442-2904 (820 amino acids)
Biological process (GO): glycerophospholipid catabolic process
Cellular component (GO): cytosol
Molecular function (GO): A2-type glycerophospholipase activity
Source: RefSeq, a predicted model, not a curated record